AUGCGCCCCCGGUCCACCCACCCACAGACGCCCACCGCGGGCUCGGGAGUGGGCACGGAGCGCGGCGCGGCCGCAGCCCGGGGGAAAGCGCGCGGCGGCAGGCGACGCCGCGGCGUCCCGCGGGUCGCCGCCGGGGCACGCAUCCCCGGGGCGCAGCCGCGCACGCACGACUCGGCCUCGGCCCGAGCCGCCCGCCCCGACACGGCGAGGCGAGGCGGCGGGGGCGGGCACGGACCCCGGACGCGCGGCUCGGGGCGCCGCGGAGGAGGCGGGCCGGACGUCCGUCGCCGGGACGCCGCCGCCGCCGGGGGCGGGCGGCGAACGACGGCGGAACGGACGCGGCCCCGCCACACCACCACCGCGGGCCCCGGCCGCGAGGGCGCGGGACCGUCCCCGCCCACCGACACCCCGGGGGCGGGGCGGGCUCGGACACCCCACAGGCGCCCGGGGGGUUCCCGCCUCACCCCAACCCCCCACCCCGCGAGGGACGCGGGGCGCGCACUCACGCGGCACACGGGCCCGGCCCGCACCACGGCCGCCGGGUACCUGGAGAGGGGGAGGCGGGCGAGGCGGGGGGGGGGGGACGGAGCGCCCCACGCUCGCCGCCGCCGCCCCGACAACCGACCGACACGCUCUCCGCCCACGGCCGCCCGCAGCACGCGGGGGCCUCGGCGCUACCGGCCCGUGACGCGGGGCCCCGGCCGGGCGCCGGGCCGACCGCCACACGAGACAACCACGGCCACCGCCCGACGAGGCCCCCACCGUGUCCCCAAAGCCGGGCGGAGACCUCCCGCUCGCGCCCGGGCGCGGCCCUCUUUUCUCCUACACACCCCAAACCCCCCCCACCCCCCCCACCCGGGGCCCUUGCCCCGCACCCACGUCCCGGGCCCCCUUCUCGCCACCGAGGGCGGUAAGGGAGGCUCCGACGGGAAGCGGGGGAACGAGCGGGCAGGGGGCACACCGGGGGGGUGGGGGGGAGGGCGGGAAAGAGAGAGAGCCAGACGGACGACGGACGGAGGAGAGGCCCCGGGCUCGGAGGACAGGCCGAGGCGAACGGCGAGGGGGCGGAGGGCCCGGAGCGGAGGACCGACGACCGGGAAGGAACCGGUCCAGGGCCGGCGGCGGGAAGGCGACGGGGCGGGCGAGCGGCCCCCCCCCCCACGGGGGAGCCGCCGCCGCCGCCACGCCACCCAUCCCGAGACGCACCGGAGGCUCCGCGCGGGGAACGGUCGCGAACGGGGGGGGCGUGACCGGCGCCGGAGACGGAGGCGCGCGUGGGGGGGGGCUCGGCCCCCCCCCCCCGGAACCCUCGGACCCAAACCUCGAGGGACGUGGCGGGGAGGUCGGGCGGGAGAGACGCGCCGGGAGAUCACCACGACGGUCGCGGGUGACGCGGCGUGGUGGCGGGCGGGGGUCGCCUCGGGCGGCCCUACCAGGGGGACGGUGUCGACCCCCAAUCCCCGGGGGAGGAGGCGCGGGAAGGGCAGACGGGGCGGGUGCGGUGAGGGAGGCGAGGAGCCGCCCUCCCAACCCGACCCCUUUCGGUCCACCCCCUUUUCUCGCUCUCCUCCGCCCCCUGCGGAGGGCCACCACCGGCCCGACGACGGGCCGCCCGGGGCGGCAGCGCCCCCCGCACGCGCACACGCAACGCACGCGCCCGUCCGCGCGCGCGCGCCAGGUGCCGACCUCCCGGUCGCCUCCCUUCCCCCCCUUUCUUCUCCCGUCCCGCGCCGCACGGGUGGAGAGAGGCUCGUUCGCGAGCAGGGCGGGUCGGCCGCCGCGCUCUCGGAACCACGUUAA
Messenger RNA from Balaenoptera ricei (Rice's whale), 1800 nucleotides. RefSeq names its product collagen alpha-1(I) chain-like. Bases 1 to 1800 code for a protein of 599 amino acids. The record is from RefSeq and is a predicted model, not a curated record. The transcript has 3 exons. NCBI's taxonomy places the organism in Eukaryota, Metazoa, Chordata, Mammalia, Artiodactyla, Balaenopteridae.